Messenger RNA from Rhipicephalus sanguineus (brown dog tick), 2413 nucleotides. RefSeq names its product luciferin 4-monooxygenase. The coding region runs from base 46 to 1713 and encodes 555 amino acids. Gene Ontology annotation, molecular function: CoA-ligase activity. NCBI's taxonomy places the organism in Eukaryota, Metazoa, Arthropoda, Arachnida, Ixodida, Ixodidae. The record is from RefSeq and is a predicted model, not a curated record. The transcript is spliced from 11 exons.
ACCACAGUGCGUUUCAGUGUGCAACGCUGGCUGGUACGAGACAAAAUGGCGCAGAGCACCACUCAGAGCUUCGCAGAAGAUGUCACCAUUGAAGAUCGCGUCGUGAAAUCUACAGUUCAAGACCUCAAGAUUCCGCAUGUCGACUUCGCAGAAUUUCUCAGAAAUGCGUGGAAUGAGGAACCAGACGCGACCGCACUGGUUGAUGCACCUACCGGACAACGCUACAGUGGUAGACAGCUCCUAGAGAACUGCGAGCGCAUCGCGGCUGGAUUCCAAGCUCUUGGCCUGGAACGUGGAGACACGGUAGCAUUUGCAUCCGCGAACAGCGUCGACCUGGUAAUGGCGUUCAUCGCAGCCGUCUUCGCUGGUGCGAAGAUUACCUGCGUGAAGACGGUGUUCAACGAGAGAGAAAUGACGCGAGUCCUGAAGAUUACGAAACCCAGUGUCGUCUACUGCGAGAUGGAAAGCGCUGAGAAAAUUCAAGAAGUGUGCCAGAAUAUCCCCUCCGUCAAGGCUUUGGUGGCAGCUGGCGAACGCGAGGGCAUGGCGAACAUGGCAACGCUGAAAAAAACGCCCCGGAAUGCCUUCAAGCGUCCAGCUCCCGCUGACCCAGAGGACGUGGUCAUAGUGUUCCACUCCAGUGGGUCUACUGGCUUGCCCAAGGCUGGCCUCAUUAGCCACCGCAACAUCAUCGCAGAACUUGUGACUUUCGGUUACAAGAACGAAGGAUUCAGCAAGGGUGACAUAUUCCUGUGCUACCUGCCACUGAUGCACGCUGCCCCAAUGUGGCUUCUUUUCACAAUGCUGACCCAUCAUGUUCAAGUUGUGCUCGUGUCAGCGAAGGACCUGGCCCAAGUGCUUAUGCCCAUUCCAAAAUACAAGGUGACCACACUGGUACUGUACCCGACGCACGGCCUGCACAUCGUUCAGCGGGGUCUUCCGCCCCCUCUAGAUGUGAGCAGCUUGCGGGCGGUGUUCAUCGCCGGAAGUUCGAUCCCACAGCAGGUGCUCAGGCAACUCGGCGAAUUAUUCCGAGGUUGUCUCAUCAUUCACGGUUAUGGCCUGACGGAAGCUUGCUGUGCCAUUGCCCACACCCGAGGACAAUGCCAUGACUUCAAGACAGCAGGAAUUCCCAUGCCUCAUGUCAACAUUAAGGUGGUGGACAUCGACACUGGAAAGAAGCUCGGUCCAGAGGAAUGCGGUGAAAUCUGCGUCAAGGGACCGACCUGCUUCAAAGGUUACCUUGAUGCACCUGAGGCUACCGCCCAUGUCUUCGACGAUGAAGGAUACGUGAGAACGGGUGACACGGGCUAUUACACAUCGCGCGGAGAGCUUUACGUGCUGGACCGGAUCAAGGAGAUUAUCAGGUGCAUGGACCAGCAGGUGGCCCCCGCAGAGCUUGAGGAGCUGCUGCAGGAGCACCCAGACGUGAUGCAGGCUGCCGUCGCUGGUGUACCGCACCCUGAGUACCUCGAAGCGGCCAGAGCGUUCGUGGUGCUCGAUGGAGGACGGCGCCCUGCGACGGAAGAAGAAAAAGAAACCAAGAAGGAAGCUCUGGUCAAUUACAUCAAAGGUCUGGUAGCGCCGCAUAAGCAGCUCCAUGGUGGGAUUGAAUUCGUCGACGCCAUACCGCAGACCGAGACGGGAAAGCCACACCGACGCCAGCUGAGAGAUGAAUACCUGCAGCGGGAGGGAGCUAAAACCGCUUCGUGAACUCUCUGUGCAGCGGGAAGGUGGCUGAACGAGCCAUACAAUUACUAUAAGCUGUCCUUGCAUCAAUUUUAAGUUUUUCAUGAAUUCAGCUAUAUUAUAUGCAUCGCAACGCAACCUGUUUACGAAUAAUCAACACCUCGUCCUAUUUUUGAAUUACGUGUCUGCACAAAACGGUUCAUGUUAUAUGAUGUGCCGCAUCGAUAUUCAGGCGGCAACAAUUUACGCGAAUGCCACUUGAGACUGCGACUGUACGAUUUGGGAUGUCUCUGCAGCAAAUGGAUGCACCAGGAACAGGGUGAGGUUGGGUGUUUUGUUCGAGCAAGCCAUCGAAUGACGGUUCCAGAAAUUUACACAAAAACAGAAUUGUCGCAAGCGCUUUAAAUCAGACAUUGUUACUCAUGCUUCAUUAAAGUUAAAAACUAACAAAGUGGUGACAACAUUGGCAAGCUAAUACAUCCGAGCUCUUUUUCAAGCAAGGUAAUUGAGGUUUGAGCGAAGCAUGCUUCCGCUUUUCUCGUUUUUAGCUUUCGCUUCUUCCCGGACCCGGCUGUACACGUGUUGUGUGACAUACCUUAUUUAAGGCAUGGUUUUUCGCAAUAAAUCUGAGUUAGCAGUAAGCGGUCGUCCCGGGUCCUCAUUCUUUUAAUCUCUCGUUUAUUUCACACUGCUCAUUAGAUAUGUGCUCGCAAAAACCGCAAGC